Molecule: messenger RNA, 1397 nt
Organism: Daktulosphaira vitifoliae (grape phylloxera)
Lineage: Eukaryota; Metazoa; Arthropoda; Insecta; Hemiptera; Phylloxeridae
Product: pentatricopeptide repeat-containing protein 2, mitochondrial-like
Exons: 7
Coding region: 147-1328 (393 amino acids)
Biological process (GO): multicellular organism development; regulation of mRNA processing; mitochondrion organization
Cellular component (GO): mitochondrion
Molecular function (GO): protein binding; RNA binding
Source: RefSeq, a predicted model, not a curated record
UUCAUUAUUCUCUUUAACUACUAUAAAUAAUUAUUUAUGAAAAAGUAAGAAAGUAAUAUAUUUCAAACAUACUAUUGAAAAAAUUGAAGUAUUUAUUGUAUUUAUAUAUUCCAAACAUUCUGAAUUAAAUUUUUUUGCAUUGCAUAAUGUUUUCAAAUUCAUUAGUCAAUUUUUUCAAGCAAGGAAUAAACUCCUCUAAAAUCUUACACAAUGUUGUCUGUAAACGUAACUUAUAUGAACCAGCAGCAAUUGGGAUAGAUAAAUACCAAUUUUAUAGAGAUAAACUUAGUAAUCAAUAUUCUGAAGUUGACAGACAGACAUUUUUCAAACGUAUGACUUCAUUUUCUGAUCCAGAAUCUCUUAGUUUAAUAUUUACUGAAGACCUAAAGCAAAUUGUACAUAUGAUAAAUGAUAAUGAAGAAGAACUUUCACUUGUUGAAAAAAUGAUGAAAAAAUUUAAUCAACAAAGUAAAGGAUUACGUUUUGGAAACUUUACAUUUGGACCAGUUGUAAUGCGGAUGUACUAUCAUCUUAAUAAACCUGAAAGUGCUUUGAAAAUGUUUUUUGAACCAGAAUUAGAAGGAUUUUUUAAUCAUUUAACAUCUUAUCAAAUAUUAAUGGACUUAUUAUUUAUUAAUGCAAAGUAUGAUGAAAUAUUAAAUGUUUACAAAACAAUACAAGAAAGACAGUUGCAAAUCGCUAAAUUUCCUAAAGGAGUUAUGAUGUUAGUUUAUGCUGCGUGUUAUAAACUGAAUACAUCAGAAGCAUUUGAGUAUGCUUGUAAAUUGUGGACUGAACAACAAGAAGCUGGUCACAUACCUAUUAGAAAAACUGUUACUUUUUUUGCUGCUAACGCAUUAAAUCAAAACAGCCCUCAUAUUGCUCUAGAAGUAAUUUCAACUAUUAGAAAUCAGGCAUAUGUGACACUUCGUAACAUUAAAGUUGUUGCUUUAAGUGAUUUGGGAAGAAUCCAAGAUGUUUUACCGAUACUAAGAAGUGUUUUAUCUUUAGAUCAGCCUUCAGAUAGUUAUAAUAUAGCUGUUAAACAGACAUUUUGUAGAGAUGUUAUAAAUAUAGUUAAAAAUGCAGUUGAAAAAAGCGACAAUGAAGGAAUUAUGAUGGAAUUCAAUAGAAUAUUAAGUCAAUUUGAUGAAUUAAGCAUUAUAUCAGAAUCUACACUCGAUUCAAUUCUUUGUUCUAAUGUUAAAAUGAUUGAACGUCCAGAUAAAGAUUUUCGUCAGAACACUAUGGUAGCUGCUAGUUAUGACAAUAGUAGACCAUUUAAAAAACGCGAAUACAAACGCCCUGGCCUAAGUGAAAUGUUAUAGUUCUUAUUUUAAAUAUUUCAUGUUUCUUUAGAAUAAAAUGUAUUAUUUAUAAUUAUCAAAGUCAACCUA